AACCGCGUGGCUGUUGCUGAAGAUGGCGGGGCGAAGUCUCGGUCUCUCGAGAAGCAGCGUUCCAGGAACUCCGCUCCGGCCACCCGUUCAGCAACCCUCUACACCUGGACCGGACCUCCUCGCUUUGGAGGAAGAGUAUAAGCGUUUAAAUGCAGAAUUGCAGGCAAAAACAGCUGACGUGGUUCGACAAGCUAAGGAAAUAAUAAGAGAUCGGCAAGAAGUACGAUCUAGGCCUCUUUCAACACAAGUGAAAUCAUGUGAUGACAAAGAUGAUUAUAGUUUAAGAGGUCCAUUACCAUCCGAAGGGAUAGUUCAUCUUCAUUCAGAAACGAAGCCAAAGACCAAAAACAUUGAUCCUGUAAACAAGGUUCAAAACAAAUUACACUCUGCAAAUAAAGGAAGGAAAACAAAUUCAAGUGUUAAAUUGAAAUAUUCUGAUGUACAGACUGCCAACGAUGUUGUCAUUCCAGAGGAUUUUUCAGACUUUUCCCUUGCAGAAACAUUUAGCAAAAUUGAAGGGCAACUGGAGGAAGAAGCCUUACCUGAAUAUAUAGAUGACAUUUUUUCUGGUGCUGGUAACAACAUUGGAGCAGAAGCACAGCUCAGAUUUCUAAAGGCCAAACUCCAUGUUAUGCAGGAAGAAUUGGAUAAUGUUGCAUGUGAAUGCAAUAAAAAGGAGGAUGAAAUUCAGAAUUUAAAGUUACAAGUAAAAAAUUUUGAAGAAGAUUUUAUGAAACAGCAGCGAACAAUUCAUAUGCAACAGUCUCAAGUUGAAAAAUAUAAGACUCUUUUCGAAGAAGCAAACAAAAAGUGUGAUGGAUUACAGCAACAGUUGUCUUCAGUAGAAAGGGAAUUAGAAGAUAAAAGAAGAUUGCAAAAACAGGCUGCAAGUAGUCAAAGUGCCACAGAGGUUCGCUUGAAUAGAGCUCUAGAAGAAGCAGAAAAGUAUAAACUGGAGUUAAAUAAAUUAAGGCAAAAUAACAAGGUAUGGAAAAAUUGAAUAGCU
Messenger RNA from Cebus imitator (Panamanian white-faced capuchin), 1006 nucleotides. It is a transcript of the gene TEX9, whose product is annotated as testis expressed 9. The record is from RefSeq and is a predicted model, not a curated record. The coding region runs from base 23 to 1000 and encodes 325 amino acids. NCBI's taxonomy places the organism in Eukaryota, Metazoa, Chordata, Mammalia, Primates, Cebidae. The transcript is spliced from 10 exons.